Molecule: messenger RNA, 633 nt
Organism: Acanthosepion pharaonis
Lineage: Eukaryota; Metazoa; Mollusca; Cephalopoda; Sepiida; Sepiidae
Source: the annotation of a GenBank genome assembly
AUGUAUCUAUCUAUCUCUCUAUCUAUUGUCAUCACAUUAUCUGUCUAUCUAUCGUCUGCACAUUAUUUAUGCAUAUAUCUAUCUCUCUAUCUAUUGUCUUCUCAUUAUCUAUCUAUCUAUCUCUAUAUCGUCUGCACAUUAUCUAUGUAUCUAUCUAUCUCUCUAUCUAUUGUAAUCUCAUUAUCUAUCUAUCUAUCUAUCUCUCUAUCGUCUGCACAUUAUCUAUCUAUUUAUCUAUCUUCAACUAUUGCUGUUGUGUUUGGUAUAAUAACAAACUUCUCUCUCUCUCUCUCUGUAACUCUCUCUCUCUCUCUAACUCUAUCUCUCUCUAACUCUCUUUCUCCCACACUCUCUCUCCCUCCCGUUUCCAUUCGGCGUUCGUCUCUCCUUCUCAUUCCUUUUAAUUUUCGCUGUUGCUUGAAAAAUCAAAAUAAUACAACACAGGAAAUUCGCCCGCGUGGGUACUUUACUAUCUAUCUAUCUAUCUAUCUAUCUCUUUCUUGUAUAUCUUUUCUCUCUCUCUCUCUCUCUCUCUCUCUCUCUCUCUCUCUCUUUCAUCCUUCCUCCCUCUUUUGGAUUUCUAUGAUUAAGCACUUCCUAUCUAUCCGAAGGCUUACGGCCACAUCACGUUGA